UUGUAAUAUCAAUGAAGAUUAAACAUAGACACAGGAAAUACCCCCAUGACAUGUGAUUUGAAUUCUAAAUAUAGUAAAGGGUAUUUCCAAGUAGCAGUUAACAGGGACAAUACUUCCUUCCUGUCCUUUUGUCACAAUAUUGACCAAAAACAAUAAGCAGAUAGACUCAGGAUGGACAGAGAUGAUCAUAGACGUUACUUCAUAGUUGGUUCUGUUAUAAUGGAGAUUGUAACACCAGUCUUCAGACAGAGGUUAGAGAAAGACUACAAAAGUAAAAGGUUUGAAUGUCUACAGGAUUUCAUCAACAGUAAACCUGUCAUACACAUCCUGUUUCAUCUUCGCCAUAGGAAUAUAAAAUGUUGUGUGGACAGUACCAACUGUAGGAACCGAGGGACCCUACCAUUAAACUACAGCCAAUGGGAUUUACUGUACACAGAGAAUCCAGGACCACCUAAGCAUCACUGUCACUGCUUGUAUACAACCAAUAAUGUAAAGUUAGAUGAUCUUGAUAUUACCUUAGCUAGUUUGAUUUUACUGAAUUGCUGCAAUCUGACACCAAAUGAAGAGACAUUGAUAAAAGAACUAAGGAAGUUUAAGAACAACUACCUAAGCCACAACACCAAAGGUGCCAUAACUGAAAAAGAGUUCAGAACACUGUGGAAAGACUUAACAACAUGUGUCCUACAACUUGACCCCAGUAAACAAGAUGACAUCAUACGGAUACAGAACAGACCAUUGGACGACUUAUUGUGCAACAAGUACUUUGUUUGUCUCCUAGACAUUCACAAAAAGCUUGAAGAGAUUGACACCAGAAUACAAAACAUAGGGGCAACUACUGCAGACAUUCAUUCAACUUCAACAGAAAUACUGAGUACAAUGAACAUCAACAAUGCUGGGUUAAAGGCUGAAAUAAUGGCUAAACUAGAGGAAGUGUUACAACAGUUGAUAAAAAACCAAACUAAUAAACAAGUUGACCAACCAAAUAAGCCCUACAUACUAGGACAGUCUAUCUUUAUACUACAUCAUGAGAUAAACCUGACAUUAGAAGUUGGUGAUGACUUGGUAGGAUAUGUAUCAGAUAUGGUGAUGAUGGAUGAUGGUAGACUGGUGAUGUGUUUACCUUGGCAGCACAGACUACUGAUCUGUAAUACAGAUGGAUCACAGGCAGACAGUAUUCAUGUACAGGGAGGACCAGGGAGUGUUACAGCAGUCAACAACUCUACAGUAGCUGUUACACUGUAUGGUAGUAAAUGUAUAGAGAUGUUUGACAUAAACAAUAAACUCAAACUUAAAUCAAUAUCACUACCUGGAAUGUUGUAUUUGAUUGGCAUUACAACUAUAAACAACAAGUUAGUUGUAGGUGGUGUCAACAGACUACUGAUCAUAGAUCAUCAGACAGGAGAGGUGGUACAGACAAUACAGACUGACCGUCAUCCUGGCAGGUUACAGGGUUCUGGUGACAGAAUAUUCUACUGUGAUACCAACAACAACCUGUACUGGUAUAGUUAUACUGAUUACAGACAUCACACCCUAACAUUACCAUCACGAUCCAGCAGGAUGACUACACUACAAGAUGGCAGUCUGUAUGUGGUGUGUGAUGAUAGAUCAGUACAGCAUGUGUCAUCUGAUGGUAAACAGUAUAAAACUGUGAAGAAUAAAGGACUAAAAUCAAUACUCUUUGAUGGUAGUUUGUAUUACAAUUGCAAACAGAGAAAACUGGUUACUGGUCGUUCUAUUUCUAACAUAAAAAUUUUUCAUGAGAAGUAAAUCAGUACACAGUACAUUAAGUGUUUCUUGAUAUAAUUAGCAUAAAAACUAUAAAUAUUUCAUGAAUAAUAAUAAAAGGAAAUCUUGGACAUAUUCUAUUAGAAUAAGACAGCAACCAAACAACACAAGAAACCAAAAGCAAAUUUUCAUUUAAAUCCUGUAAUCUUAUCCUUUGAAAUUUUGAUUACACUAAUUUAGAUUCUGCAAGUGUUUUCAGAUAAGAUUCUUGUACAUGUAUGACUAUUAAAAAUAAAUAUAUUCUAUUAGAAAACAAAAUAUGUGUCUUGAAAAAUGUAUUGAGUAUUAUUUACAUUGUACACAUACUACUGCUUUAUGUUAUUCCUUUGCAUUAAAUAAAAAGUGAACAGUUGAAGGAAAUAUUAAAAUGGAGAUUUUAAGCUA
Messenger RNA from Mytilus californianus (California mussel), 2169 nucleotides. RefSeq lists its product as uncharacterized. NCBI's taxonomy places the organism in Eukaryota, Metazoa, Mollusca, Bivalvia, Mytilida, Mytilidae. The transcript has 5 exons. Gene Ontology annotation, molecular function: protein binding. The coding region runs from base 172 to 1767 and encodes 531 amino acids. The record is from RefSeq and is a predicted model, not a curated record.